Messenger RNA from Lates calcarifer (barramundi perch), 683 nucleotides. RefSeq names its product C-C motif chemokine 4-like. Gene Ontology annotation, molecular function: CCR chemokine receptor binding; chemokine activity. Gene Ontology annotation, cellular component: extracellular region. The transcript is spliced from 3 exons. Gene Ontology annotation, biological process: G protein-coupled receptor signaling pathway; cellular response to interleukin-1; immune response. Bases 90 to 410 code for a protein of 106 amino acids. The record is from RefSeq and is a predicted model, not a curated record. NCBI's taxonomy places the organism in Eukaryota, Metazoa, Chordata, Actinopteri, Centropomidae.
UACAUGACUAGCAACGUAAUAAAAGUGAGGGUUUGCGAGAGAAGCGGACAGAAAGACAGCAGACGCGGACAGAAAGACAUCCAGACAAGAUGAUGAUGAUGAAGAACCCUGUCGUGCUGGUGGCGUGCACCUUGCUUUUCUCAUCCCUCGCUGUCCUUGCAUCUCAGAGCAGCUUUGGCCCGGAAGAGUGCUGUUUUAAGUUUGCCUCCAAGCCGCUGCCUAAGAGGAAGGUGAUAAGCUACAAACACACGGAGGACCUGUGUCCAAUGAGGGGUGCGCUCUUUACGAUGCUCAGUGGCACACAAAUCUGUGUCGACCCAGAGGUGUUGUGGGUCCAGAACAUCAUGAAGGCCAAAGACAAACUCCAGGCUAAAAAUGUGACCACCUCUGUGCCCACAGAAUCCAACUGAACCAAUGUGUUUUGUAACACCUCACUUUAAAGCUCAUGGUGGUGUAGUGGUAACCAGUGAUCUCUCUUCAUAGCUCUCUUUAUUUUUAUAUAGAUUGUUUUUCUUACAUAAAUGCAAAGUUACCCCUCAUUUGACUUCUUUUUUUUAAUUAUUCUUUUGUCUUUUAGAUUUACUUUCAAGUGAUGUUUAGAUUAAGAUUAUAAACUCUCUUACAGUGAAUCAUGUACUAAAAUUGUUCUCUGACAUAAUAUAAAGAAAUUAUAUAUGAUGAUA